AUGAAGCCCUCAACACUCCUCCCGCUCUCCGCAGCCCUCGUCGCCGCAGUCGACAUGGCGCCCUACAAACCCUCCGCCGGCGUCGACGUCGCCUUCGCCGACUUCGUUUCUGAAUACUACCGCACGUCAGAAGACAAAGCCGCCACCACAACGUUCACCAACUUCUGGCCCGCCUCCGGAAAGAUGAUCCUCGCGGGACGGACGUUUGAGGGCGCAACGGCCAUGCUGGGCGUCAAGCAGUCGCUGCUCCCGCCGACGGGCAACAAGUCGUGGUGGCAUCUGAUCCGCGGCGCCACGGUGGGCGGGGAGACGGAGACGGAUAAGACGUUUGUCGCGGAGAUUGUGGUGCAGACUACGUAUGUUGGGGGGAACUGUUCUCAGGCGUACGGAAGCGCGGCGUUUACGGUUCUGAAGGACGCACAAGGUACACCGAGGUUGGAGCCGCAUUCGGAGAGUUUGAGUGUGUACAACCUCACGGUCUCGACGACGGAUUCGCCCACGGAUAUUCCGUGCAGCAGUUCGUAG
Molecule: messenger RNA, 525 nt
Organism: Colletotrichum scovillei
Lineage: Eukaryota; Fungi; Ascomycota; Sordariomycetes; Glomerellales; Glomerellaceae
Exons: 2
Coding region: 1-525 (174 amino acids)
Source: RefSeq, a predicted model, not a curated record